GACGGAAGGGACCGGCCGCCUGGGCGCGGGGCCGCGCAGCCCGACGGCGGGAGUCGCAGACGAGCGCCGCAUGGGCCAGUGAGGACGCGCGGAGGCCCCCUCGCCGCGGCGGAGGCGGAGCCGCGCGGGAGCCCGGCGCUGCCCGGCGACCCUGCGUCCGAGCGAGCGGCACCUUGCGCUUCGCCCGGGGCCGGUGCGAAGUCCGCGCUAUGGAAGAGGAGAAAUACUUGCCUGAGCUGAUGGCCGAGAAAGAUAGCCUGGAUCCAUCCUUUGUGCACGCAUCGCGCCUUUUGGCGGAAGAGAUUGAAAAAUUUCAAGGUUCUGAUGGGAAAAAGGAAGAUGAGGAGAAGAAAUACCUUGAUGUUAUCAGCAACAAAAACAUAAAGCUCUCAGAAAGGGUAUUGAUCCCCGUCAAACAGUAUCCAAAGUUCAAUUUUGUGGGGAAAUUGCUCGGACCAAGAGGAAACUCCUUGAAGAGGCUACAGGAAGAAACAGGUGCUAAAAUGUCCAUCCUGGGCAAAGGAUCCAUGAGAGAUAAAGCAAAGGAAGAAGAAUUGAGGAAGAGCGGGGAAGCCAAAUAUGCCCACUUGAGUGAUGAGCUUCACGUAUUAAUUGAAGUGUUUGCUCCGCCUGGGGAAGCUUAUUCACGCAUGAGUCAUGCACUGGAAGAGAUUAAAAAGUUCCUGGUUCCCGACUACAAUGAUGAAAUUCGUCAGGAACAGCUACGUGAAUUAUCUUACUUAAAUGGCUCAGAGGACUCUGCUCGCGGCAGAGGCAUUAGAGGCAGAGGAAUCAGAAUAGCAACCACAGCUCCUGCAAGGGGCCGCGGGGGAGCCAUCCCUCCUCCUCCACCACCGGGACGAGGGGUUCUCACCCCUCGAGGGACCACUGUGACUCGCGGAGCCCUUCCAGUGCCCCCUGUCGCAAGAGGUGUGCCCACCCCUCGAGCCCGGGGGGCACCAGCAGUGCCGGGAUACAGGGCACCUCCCCCUCCAUCCCAUGAAGCUUACGAAGAAUAUGGGUAUGAUGAUAGCUACGGGGGUGAAUAUGAGGAGCAGACCUAUGACACCUACGAUGACAGCUAUACCACCCAGACGCAAAGUGUGCCUGAAUACUAUGACUGUGGUCAUGGAGUAAGUGAGGAUACCUAUGACAGCUACGCACCAGAAGAAUGGGUCACGACCCGCUCCAGCCUCAAGGCGCCACCGCCAAGGGCAGCCAGAGGAGCAUACAGGGAGCACCCCUAUGGUAGAUAUUGAAGGUCCUCCUCACCCGUGACCUCACCUCAAAGACAGUCGAUAGCCAGUGGUCUCCACAUAAACAGCAAAAAGACAAGUAAUAGUCCUUUUUUUUUUCUAUUCUAGGGAUAACUGCUCAUGAUUACUCCAAUAUAUCUCUUGUAUUUCCCCCCAUACUGUUGGCGUGACCUUGACACUAGUAUAAUUUUACAACACGGACUAAAAAAGACAUUGGCAAGCACUGUCUAUAAACCAUUCAGUAGGAUGAUAUUCUCUCGGUUGUUUUCAUUGUUGUGUGUAAUAUUUUUUUCUUCUUUCUUUUUUUUCCAAGUAAGAGCAUGAAUCUGUUAAAAGAUUUUGAGUCUCGAUCAACUAGCAAAAGCUUUGUUUAGGGUUGAUAAAAGACUGUAAUAUGAUUUUUGAACUAGCUGAUAAUAAAGUUGUAGAUAAGAUGUUUUAACCUGUCUUUUAAUAUCUGUUAGUUAGACAAAGAUGUUCGAUAUUAAGUUUGUAAAUUUAAUUUUAAAUGCUGUUUUAAUGGAGUUGAAAACAAGCAGCUACUGUAUGUAUGUAGCUAACUGAAUUUGUUCAGUGUUUUAACCUGUAUUUGUUAAAAAAGAAAAAAAACACACACAUAAAGUUCCAUGUGUAAGCUUCUCUAAAUAGGAACCACAAUUUGUCAAAUAUGUUUGCCAUAAUUUGUCAAUAAAGCUGAAAACUUUUGUAAAAACUAAAUUUGGAAUUACUUGUUUUCUAGCUUUAAAUGCCUGCUUUAUUUCUUCUUCAAGAGAUGCCUAAAAUGUUUUCUAUUUAAAAAUUACAAAAAUGAACCCAAGCCUGUUUUAAGAUAUUUGUGUAAUACUUAAAAAAGUGUAUUAAUAACUUAUGGUUGUUAAAUAAUUUAAAAGUUAACAAACUAAACUGUUACAUGAAUCAUGGUUAGUAAACACUAAUGUAUAACAUGUUAAUGGAACA
Manis javanica (Malayan pangolin) is the source of this 2213-nucleotide messenger RNA. It is a transcript of the gene KHDRBS2, whose product is annotated as KH RNA binding domain containing, signal transduction associated 2. Gene Ontology annotation, molecular function: poly(A) binding; mRNA binding. Lineage: Eukaryota; Metazoa; Chordata; Mammalia; Pholidota; Manidae. The record is from RefSeq and is a predicted model, not a curated record. Gene Ontology annotation, biological process: regulation of alternative mRNA splicing, via spliceosome. Gene Ontology annotation, cellular component: nucleus.